Hemicordylus capensis (graceful crag lizard) is the source of this 944-nucleotide messenger RNA. RefSeq lists its product as uncharacterized. Lineage: Eukaryota; Metazoa; Chordata; Lepidosauria; Squamata; Cordylidae. The transcript has 2 exons. The coding region runs from base 283 to 903 and encodes 206 amino acids. The record is from RefSeq and is a predicted model, not a curated record.
AUGGGUUCCCCAGAGAGAUCCUUGGAGGAUAUUGUACAAGAAACAAUUGUAAACCCUAGCCCGAGAAAGCGGUAUAUUAGUACAAGUUCUGAUGAUGAGAAAUUCCCACCAGCUAAGCGUCCCGAAGAAGAAGACCAAGAACUUUAUGAAAUCUGGCAGGGAAUCUUGGAAGAUGCAGCGGCAGAAUCUUUUGGAGCUCAGGUAAAUAAACACUGUUGGUGUUACAGACUUGGGGAGUAUGUGAGAGUUCCCAGGGCUGCAACAUAAAAACUGUGUUCUUUAAUGUUUUCCCAGGAGGGUGACGACCGCGGCCUUGACACACUGCCUCUAGCAAUAUGGAACUAUACAGAGCCCGGGAACAUGCAUAUCAGGAAUCCUCCCGCUGUGAGAACGCAUCAACCCAGCCAUGUUACUAUGCAGAAUUUCCUAGGACUACAAGUGGAUGAUUCAGAUUACAUACCAGCAAGGAAAAGACGUUCUGCUAUGAAAGGCCUUGUCAGAGCGGGGGUAUAUGGAAUUUUAAAAUACUGCCUGAAGAAUUACAUGUAUGAUUCAUGCUACGGGUGUAUGGUUCAAGCAGGGGGGCAAGACUCACAUGAAUGUGUUACUUGGACCGAUAGAAAUGUUUCCAGAUUUAUUAGAACAUUGUCAUCAAGGAUGUGUGUGAAAGCAGUGCUCCACAUAAUUAUUAUAAUUGCUUACAGCUUGAAAAUGUUAUUGCUAUCUAGUGAUACCGUGAAUCAGACUCUAAACCUCAUCAGCAGGGUUAAGGGUUCUGAUGACCCGCAGGCUGUGUUAGAAGCUAUCCCACAACAGAACGAUUCCAGAAUGCUCUCUUUUGUGAACUGUGUCCUCGAAAAAAGGGGAUACAGACAGUUUCUUGUUCCAGAGAUACCUGAAUAAAUUCCCUCGCAAAAGUCUAAUGGAACUGUUGUACACGACUG